GGGGCUUGUUGGAAAGAAAGACCAUGGCUGCAGCAAGCACCGUAGCCGCGACGUUGGCCAGCAAGACCAAGACCAAGAAGAAACACUUUGUGGCACAGAAAGUCAAGCUGUUCCGGGCCAGCGACCCUCUGCUCAGCGUCUUGAUGUGGGGAGUCAAUCACUCGAUCAAUGAGCUCAGCCAUGUCCAGAUCCCCAUUAUGCUGAUGCCAGAUGACUUCAAGGCCUAUUCUAAAAUUAAGGUGGACAAUCACCUAUUUAACAAAGAAAACAUGCCUAGUCACUUUAAAUUUAAGGAAUAUUGCCCCAUGGUCUUCCGAAAUCUGAGGGAAAGGUUUGGGAUUGACGAUCAAGAUUUCCAGAACUCUCUGACUAGAUGUGCACCUUUGGCCAAUGACUCUCAGGCUCGCAGUGGGGCUCGGUUUCAUACUUCUUGUGACAAGAGGUAUAUUAUCAAAACUAUUACAAGUGAAGAUGUGGCGGAGAUGCACAACAUACUAAAGAAAUACCACCAGUUCAUUGUAGAAUGCCACGGAAACACUCUUCUCCCACAAUUCCUGGGCAUGUAUCGGCUGAAUGUGGACGGUGUAGAGACGUAUAUGAUUGUCACAAGGAACGUAUUUAGCCAUCGACUUUCUGUGUACAGGAAAUAUGACUUAAAGGGAUCCACUGUGGCAAGAGAAGCCAGCGACAAAGAAAAGGCCAAAGAGCUGCCAACAUACAAAGACAAUGACUUCAUAAAUGACGGUCAGAAGAUCUGGAUUGAUGACAAUAACAAAAAGAUGUUCCAAGAGAAGCUAAAGAAGGAUGUAGAGUUUUUGUCCCAGUUGAAGCUUAUGGACUACAGCCUCUUAGUGGGUAUCCAUGAUGUGGAAAGGGCCGAGCAAGAGGAUGUAGAGAGUGAAGACAACGAAGAAGAAGAAGGAGAAAGCGAUGGAACGCACCCCAUAGGCACGCCACCAGACAGCCCUGGGAACACGCUGAACAGCACAAAGGCCCUUCCCCCUGGAGAGUUUGACCCAACCAUUGAUGUAUAUGGGAUUAAAAGCCAUGAAAACGCGCCCAGGAAAGAGGUGUACUUCAUGGCCAUUAUUGAUAUCUUAACUCACUAUGAUGCGAAAAAGAAAGCAGCACACGCAGCAAAAACUGUUAAACAUGGAGCCGGUGCGGAGAUCUCCACCGUAAAUCCUGAACAGUAUUCUAAGCGCUUCUUGGACUUUAUUAACAACAUCCUGACGUAACGUCUUCUGACACCAAGGAAGGGUUUUAGGAGACGAGACAGACAUUGAUGCAAUAUGGGUGGAAAGACAGACAGACCGUGCUGUAACCUAUGCUCACCAUGCAGACAAAGAAAACCUACUACAUCUUCUGGCAAAGAUGACCCAUGUGGGGAAUUUACGAAUAUCCGUCGCUUCCUGGCAUAGUCCUAGUUAUUUUUUACUUUUCCUUUUUGAUGUUUUCAUUGAAGAAGGAAAUCUGAAUCUGCUUUACAAAGUUGCACAAAAAACAAACAAAAAUAUAUCUAUAUAUCUAAUGCACAGACGCAAAGACCAGUGAAUGAAGUCUAUGGAACCCACCAGGGAUAGGUGCAUGUGAAGUCGGUAUGAAACAGUAAACUGUAGAUCAGUUUAUUUUAUUUUUAUUAUUAUUAUUAUUAUUUUUUAUUAGAUUAUCAGUAUUCAUUGCAGAUAAUACAAAAAGAAAAAGAGAGAAGGUUUUAAGAUCUGCAAGAAAAAACCAUCACUAAAUCACUAAGGAGAACUGAUGCACGUGCGAAAACCUUGGUGGCGGUAGUGGAUUUGGGAUGGAGCGGAAAUUUUUUUUUUUCUUUACACAGAUGAGAGACUGCUUAAUUUGGGAGCAUUGAUGCCAUAAUGACAAUGUACACGAGUCUUUACACUUUUUUUGCCACAAUAAUCUGCACUUCACUUUGAACAGGGAUCGCGUUGUCGUUUUUUCGGAAAGCGUCGCCCUACCAUCCACUUAAAUGUUACUGAGACAUCCUUGCUUGCAUAGUUUUUAGACCAAGAACCAAUAACCUGUUGAUUCUUCUAUAGGCCAUCUUUGGAGAUUGGUAAAGAACAACUGUUUACAUUGUAACUUGAGGGCAUUUUCUCUACAUGUUCUCAGUCUGUGAUAUUUCAUGUCUGUAUUCAGUAUGUUCAAUAGACUUUUUCAAUUUAUGUGUUACCAAAAAAAGAAAUACAGCAUCGAACAAUG
Hyla sarda is the source of this 2217-nucleotide messenger RNA. RefSeq names its product phosphatidylinositol 5-phosphate 4-kinase type-2 alpha. Lineage: Eukaryota; Metazoa; Chordata; Amphibia; Anura; Hylidae. The record is from RefSeq and is a predicted model, not a curated record. Gene Ontology annotation, molecular function: phosphatidylinositol kinase activity. The coding region runs from base 24 to 1238 and encodes 404 amino acids. Gene Ontology annotation, biological process: phosphatidylinositol metabolic process. The transcript is spliced from 10 exons.